UCUCAAGUGAGGUCAGCAGGAGGCAUUUAUCUAAGCAGAGUGCACAGCGACAUGGGAAGAUGCACAGAGUCAGCCUGCCAGAAUCAGACAGACAUCCAUGGGAAUUGGCAGAAGCACCAAGCUCUUGCUUACCUCUACUUCAUCACUUUGCUUGGUUUACAACUGAGACGACAGCUUUAGAACUACAGAGGCUUCAAAUUAAAACUCUCUCUGAAAGGGAACACAUCUCCGACCAUUCGUGUCAUCACUCAGAGCACAUCGGCAUCCUGCGUAACAUUUGCUGAGCUGGAUUAUGAAGUCUCUUGUCGGACUAUGUUCUCAAGAGGAUGGAGCAGUCUAUGCAAAGCGUUGCUGAGGACUAAAGACAGAUAUCAUCACAUAGUACUGUCACCGGUAUUGUUCAGAGCACUCUCCAGCUUCAGUCAACCAGCUUCACAAAGUCUCCUCCACAACCACCUCGUCCCAACGUCCUAAUAGGAAUCACUGCCACAGGAACAGGGACCCGGAGGUCUCAACACGAGUGUUAUAGUCCGGGAUCAGGGGGUCACUAGGCUGAGGGAUAGCGCAUAGAUCUCUAUCUCACAUUUAAGUAUGUUGUUCAUUGACCCCCACUGCAUUGUAUUAUAAUGCGCAAAUGGAUGCUGACAUGGAACCUUCAAAAUCUGUUCUCGGGACUGUACCUGCAUGCUAUCUUCUUGUUUGGCAGUGUGUGUGUGGUCUACAGUGACUGCACUCCAGAGCAACUUGCCUCCAUCAUGAACUGCUCCAAACACGAGCGCCACACCAGGAACUACGACUACAUGGAGGGAGGUGAUGUGCGCAUCCGACAGCUGUUCAGCCGAACGCAGUGGUUCCUAACAAUUGAUGACAAUGGCAACAUCAACGGGACUCAAGACCCCACCAAUUGCUACAGUAUCCUGGAGAUCAGGACCGUUUCUGAGGGGGGCAUACUGGCUAUCAAAGGUGUGAAGAGUCAGUACUACAUCACUAUGAACAAGGCUGGACAGCUGCAAGGAAAGAGGAACUACAAUGAAAACUGCAACUUCAAGGAAGUUUUCCUAGAAAACUACUUCAACGCUUACUCCUCUGCAAAGUGGACUAAAAAUGGCAAAGAAAUGUUCAUAGCUCUGUCUCAGAAGGGCAGGCCGAUGCGAGGGAAGAAGACCAGGAGGGAGCAUAUAGCGUCUCACUUCAUCCCUAUGAAGUGCAGGGAGGAGGAGAGGAGAGUGGACUGACAAAGCUGAUGACUGAUAAGUCGCAGAUUGUGUAUGAUUUCAAUCACAUAUUAUAUAUGUUACCGGACACAUGUAAACUCAUUACCAACAUCACACUCCAUUCUCUUCUAGAUGUAGGCAGUUAUGUAAUAUUGUAUCAUAUGUUCUCGUUUUUCCUAAGUAAGCCAAGAGAUAUCAGAUGAGCACAUUAAGCUAUUCCAAACGGUCUCAAAUAAAAUGUUGAAACAAGAAAAUAUUUUAAACAGCUUUGAAUGAAACACAAACUCUAAAACCACUAAAGGCUACUUGUUGUUGUGUUCUUUUGAGUUAAAUACUAUAUUUCCUUAUAUAACAGUUGAGAGUUUUCUUAUAAAAAAGUACAAUGUAUGAUACACAGUCAAGACUGUAUCGUUUUCCAAAAAUGAUCUUCACCCAGCCAGAGGAGGAGAUCUCUAUGAUCAACAGAAAGGCCCACAAUGGAGAUUUGGCUUGACCAAGAAGUGCUGAAGCAAGCUGGACUUGUCUUUUUUUUUUUUUUUUUUUACUUGUAGUGCUCAGAGCAAACAAUACAGAGGCAGAACAAACUACAAUAGCAUGUUCAGUAGUUAAGAGUGUGUGUAUAGGACAUCUGUUGUGGAUGAUCUGUUUUGAUGACCAGACUCUGGUCAAGUGCAUGGUUGCUGCUCACUGAUUCCCUCUUUGUUAUCAAGGUGUGAUUUUGAAAUGCUAAAGUAUUCUGCUGCUGCUGAUUAAAAUAUCUAGAUUAAAGUACAAAGUGAACAACAUGUUAAAUGUGUAUGCUAUGCAGUCUCUUCAAGUUCAAGUUGAUAACCCUAUACAUGUAAAGAUUCAUAAGGUACAUUUAUUUUUACCACACAUAAUCAAAACAUUUCAAUCUCAAAAUAUGACUCACUCACAUCAUUUAUGGUUGUAAGUUAUUUGUAUAAAUCAUUAAAUGAUAUGUUAAGAGUGUUCCUUUUCCUUAAAAUGUGCAUUGUUCUACUUGUAUUAUUCUACUUGGCUUCUACUUGGUUUGCUAGUUGUUGUUUUUUUACCACUAGGGGGUAUAAGAGACUCUAAAGCAAAGAACUAGCUUAUCAAGUCAUUUUUGUCAACAACGUAUAGCCUACUUGCACACCCAGUAGCUUUUUGCAAUAUCCACAAGCACUUCUUCCUGUUUGGGUUUGACCAUUUUGCCGAAAACAUCUGCACUCAUUAACUUGCUUAAUGUUCUAUCUUUAGUCAGCACUUCAUAAUUUCACACCAGACAGUAUGCACCAAAAAUUCACGUGUUUCAAAGUUAAUGUGAAAAAUAUGACACAUGAACCAUUACUUUAUUCUGCCACUUAUUAAACUACAGAAUAAAGUGCACUGCAAUGA
Messenger RNA from Eleginops maclovinus (Patagonian blennie), 2594 nucleotides. RefSeq names its product fibroblast growth factor 7 (gene fgf7). Lineage: Eukaryota; Metazoa; Chordata; Actinopteri; Perciformes; Eleginopidae. The record is from RefSeq and is a predicted model, not a curated record. The transcript has 4 exons. Gene Ontology annotation, cellular component: cytoplasm. Gene Ontology annotation, biological process: positive regulation of peptidyl-tyrosine phosphorylation; positive regulation of DNA-templated transcription; lung development. Gene Ontology annotation, molecular function: growth factor activity; type 2 fibroblast growth factor receptor binding. The coding region runs from base 627 to 1235 and encodes 202 amino acids.